CCAUGUAACAUAUUUUUUGGUGACAUUUCCAACACUGCUCCAGAUAAAGAAUUGGAAAAUGAGGUGAGAUGUCAAAACUGAAAUUUUACUGUGCAACAGCUGUGUAUUAACUGAUUUUGAUAAGGGAAAAAGUCCAUGCAUUUUUGUGCAGUUAUGAUAUUUUAAAAACAGUUUCACAUGUUUAUUUAUAACAGGUUAUUAAUGUGUACCUUACACUCCUGGUCAGAAAAUAUAAUCAAGACAAUACUGACAAGCCCUUUGUCAUUGACACAUUUGAAAUGACAAGCAUAUGGCAGCAGAACAAACCAAAACUUAGGGUAAGAAAUGUCCUUUUCUAACCAUAAUUUGCAGGUCCUUCACAAAAACAUAUUAAGACUUUGAUUUCUCACAAAUAACUUCUGUUACAUUGUCUUACAGAUUGACCCAAAAUCAUAUAAAUAUAUCCUGGGAAUAGUAAAUGAAAGAAACCAUUGGAUGCUUGUGGUCCUGUUCUUCAAAAUUAGAUUUGUCUGCCUCUUAAAAGUACUUAGCCAAAACUAUUUGUUAUCUACAUUUCUUUUUUAAAUUCAUAUUGUAUCUUCAAAUAUGAACGUUCUGAUACCAGGAGAAAAGAGAAGUAUUUUCUUUGACUCAUUAGUUGAGAGUAAAAUGAAAACCAAGCAUUGCCAAGACAUUUCCAGAUGAACAUUCUUGUAUUACCGUUUACAAUUGUCCAAAACGUGCAGUGGAAGGUAAUAGGUUUGCAUCAUGGAUAAUUGUGAACUUAUUGAUCACCUAAUUCAUUUCAUUUGUUUAACUAUACAUGUCUUUUAGAUCAUUCAUGAGACUCAGUGGGCUAAAUGUAUCUCAAUGGGCAUGUGAUACCGUUACUCACCCUGGUCAACAAGACUCCACCUCAUGUGGUGUGUACGCACUUAUGGCGCCGCUAGUUGGAAGACACUGGAGAUCGUGACGGGUGCGGCUCGUUAUUUCAUCAACCGGGGAGCUUUAAGAGGAUGGAUUGCCAGCACUUCGUUGCCUGAGUGUUUUGCCCUCAGCGGUAUUUCAAUCUGAUCUGCUCUUGCCUUGAGCCUGUUUCCUGAGAAUAACCUCGUGUUAAUUCUUCCCUUCUCUUGCCUGUUCUAGGUUCUGGCCACAGACCGGAACCAAGCAAUCCUGAACCUUCGACCAGCAGUGUGGAAUUGUUUCCCUGACUUUGGACUGAAUCUAGCUGGCAAUCCUUAGACCCUCUGGAGCUCCUGCCUGCAGUUCGAACCCUGUCCACCCCCCAGCGUUUGCUUCAGUCUGGAUCAACGUCUCUAGCUUCAGUGGUGCCGUAGGCAGUCGUACCAUUCAUCCCAGACUCUGACUCUCCCUGGCGGUUUCCCCUGCCCUACUAGCAACCACAAUAUUGAGGCAACUUAAUGGAGAAAAAUAAAGGAAUCUCUUUAAGAUGACACGUACAGACCCACCUGAUAUACUGGUAUCAACUGUGCAUCAAGACAUAAAAGUGAUUCCUAUAACUUCCCACUACAAGUCCUUGCAACCCUCCGAACAAUGUGAUUUUAUUAAUUACACAGCACUGAAGGACAGUAAGACUAAAGUUAGUAAGAGGCACUGUCGGACCGUUGACUACAAGUCUUUGGAGUACCCCAAAUCGCACAAGUACUCAAUGGAGUCCCCAUACAGAAAAGGUGAUAGGGUUGCAGCCAACCCAGAUGCUGCCUGGAAUGCCCUGGGCCGCCACCAGAAAUACCGUUUUUCUGCUCCAGACAUUUUCAGUCAUAGAUUAGCUCCUCAAUCAGUGGUUGCAGAUAGGGCGAGUGAAGUACUUGUCCCUGAAAAUAAAAGAAGGACUAGGUCAAAAAGUGCCUCUCGAAUUCAGACCGGCCUCACUCCUGUGGCUUUGGAAGGAUCCUCGUCAUCAGGAAGGAAAGGAAGAGAGUCCCAAAGAGCUCCACGAGACUCUCACUGGAGAGCUGACGCAUCACCGUGUAGAGAGUCAUCUUAUGCAGCAACAAGGACUCAUAUGCAUGAUGUACAUCCCAUUAAGUUACAGCCUCAAAUUGGCGACAGCAGUAGAUAUUCACCACACUAUGCUUCUGAUAAAUUUGAGGACGGAAGUCUCGAUAAAUUGGCAACUAGCCCCCAUGUUAGGUGUCGAGUGGACAUUAAGCCUGAUGAUGCAGCAUUACAUCUUUCAGGUCAGAAACAGACAACACCUGCAAUGGACAUACCCUGGCAGAGGCAACACAGUACUGGGAGGAGUCUGACUGUGCCGCGCCAUUUUUCCUACUCCAGAACUCCAACUCCCACUGAUUCAAUGGGUGCAGAAAGUAGGCAGGUUUAUCAAUACUCCCGCAGCAUGCCAAACAGUUACCAACAACACAUGGAGCUUCCUUUACAAAGAAUGCCUUCUUCUGGUGAUUAUUAUGGUAGAGAACACAGAUCUCAUUCCAGUCCUAAUGUGCCAACCAAAUUCUUUUAUGCAGAUGAUGCAGCUAGAUAUGUCACUGCUCAAGCUCCAAAACCAGCUUCUUUUUUUCACGAUGAGCGUUACACACCAGGUAAAGCAUAUACCCCCAAAGUGCAAUAUGUGCAAGAUCCACGGACUCGAAUAGUGCAUGCUGUAGCUACUAGACCAUAUUAUUCUGAAAUGGAGACCUACCCGUACGCUGUGCAGACAGGGUACCCCAAAUCAUAUGCAGCAAAUGAACCAGGGCCAUACAUCAUAAGUACACCCCCCACAAGUAUAUUGUAUGGGGAUGAUCCAAGAACGUUUCAAAUUCAGACUGCACCACCAAGAUUUUAUUAUUCCAGUGACAUGUAUGCAGUGCCUCCAGAGCACCAUGUCCCAGCAAGGGCAUACUAUACUGAAGGGCGAAGACAUGCUAGAGUCAUUCAACCACAAAGCGAUGACUGGUAUGGCUCUGAUGCAUCUGGUUAUUCUACCAAUCCAGCCUCUUACAUAUCUCAGAUCACUCCAACCAGAGUCCGGCAAGAGCCUGUGCUGACUACAUGGUAUACCAACCCAUGUGUAGAACCUCAAAAAAUAGGUACAGAUUCCAAAUCUUAUUCAAGGUCUUGGGACAAUAUUCUCAACCCACGUGUAGAAAGAGAACAACCUCUUCCUGUACAGCGAGGUCAGAGCUAUGAUGAUCUUCUGGACUCUAGAAAGCCUUCAACAGCCACAGGUGAAAAACCAAAACCAGUGGUAGUCAAUCUUUCUAGUUCACCAAGACGUUACGCAGCCUUAUCCGUGUCUGAUAACUCACUUAUUGACAAAAGCCCCACAGAGGUAUCAAAAAGUCCCACAAGUAAACUCUGGUUUGUCACUCCUGAGAUAACAAUCACUGAUAAUGACAUUAGACAAGCAAAUCUUAAGAAGGCUGAAGGACGAUCUGCAAGUUGGGACAUUCUUGACUCCAGAAAUGCUAAGGGUCUAGAACUGCAUGAUUUUGAAAGCUCAACCAAAGAAAAGACCCAUGAUAAUGCCUCACUUCAGCAAAGCCUUGAGCAGCUUGAUGAGCUCCUAGCAGAUCUUGUGACUGAUUACAAGCCGCCGAGCAGACGAACAAGUGAGGAGAUUUUAGACCAGUUAAAGAAGUUAAUUGAUGAGGAAGAAGCAGUAUCUCUGUCCAGAAAAUGCUCAAAGGCACAUACAGAAGAACCACCACCUCUGGACAAGCAGCCAACGUCAAUCAAAAUGAAUCCUGAUGUUUUUCAUGAGAUGGAUGGUGCAAGUGAUGCAAUGAAAACUGCAGAGGAGUGCUCUCCAGAUCAAAGCCCAGAUGAGGAUGAUACAAUGAUGUGCUCUAACAAUAAGUGCCGAAGAACAGAGACCUUAUUCAAUGCUUGUCUUUAUUUUAAAUCCUGUCACAGCUGUUACACCUACUACUGCUCUCGAAACUGUCGUAGAGAGGAUUGGGACAUACAUAAAGAAAGUUGCUUGUAUGGAAGAAUUGGAAGUAUGUGCCGCCAUAUUAUAAAACACUGCCGGGAGACUGCUGAAGUCCACAAAGCUUUCUCCCGUAUUGCCAAGGUUGGCUACCUUUCUCGAGGUAGGGGCAUUCUUUUCCUUGGUUUUCCAAACCCUUCUUCAUCUAGUAGCUUCCUGCAGCAUGGCCUGAAUAGCUUACCAAUGUCUCCUACAUACCUGUCUCUUCGGGAGCUGGAAAGCUUCAAGGACAACCUGGGUGAAUAUUGUAAUGAGCUCCAGGAAGCUGGGAAAGAGUAUGACCCAAACGAGUGUUUCAUCUUGAAUGUAUCCAUUGCUGUGGGAGAGCAGCUGCCUGAUGGGCCAUCGCCAAGGAAUCAAGCUCCAACAGUUAGAAAAUUUGCAAAAAUUGCAUUGGCUUCCUUUAGUCCCGAGAGAAAGGUUUACAAGAAAGAAAGUGACAUGGAAACACUGAUCCUUACACCACCCCCUGGAACAGCAGAUAUUGACAUGGAAGGAGAAGAAGGUCGGAAGGCACGGGAAAUCUGUUUUAUUAAUAUACAACGGGAGCUGAGAAUGAGAGGAGUUUUUCUACGACAUGAAUAUCCAAACGUGUAUCAGCAGCUCUGUGAAUUUGUGGAAAGCAACAAAAGGUUCACACCCACAACUAUUUAUCCAAUUGAUAAGAGGACUGGUAAACAGUUUAUGUGCAUGAUCAUGGCUGCCUCUGAGCCCAGAACGUUAGACUGGGUUGGCACACCACAUCUGCUUGACGACAUCAUUUAAGCGGACCUUUUGUUGAAGUCAGAUCUGUAUAGAAAUACAUAAAAAUUGUUGCACAUAUUUCUAUUGGUCCAACUGUAAACAGUUGUGUAUAGUGCAACUGUAGAAAUUUGUUAGCAGAAUUACAUACAUUUAUAGCUGCUUGGUCAGUAUUAUUUGUUAUCAAAAUAUGUCUUAUCAGGUGUAAAAGUACAUUAUAUUAGGUAUUUAUUUUAAUCCUAAAGAAAAUGCUGAAGUCCACCACACGUCAUUUUCCUGGUUCUAAACUGUUACAAGACAUUCCCUUUGGCUGGGAUUACCUAAGCUGACAUGUAUUUUUUGUAUUAUCUCAGAUAAAUAAAUGCUGAUUAUUAUUUUAUCCUGAGCCUUUUACAUAACUCUGCAUCUGUGAGUACAACAUAAAUAUUUUCAUAUCUAACUUUAAUGGUGUGACAUGCUGGAAAUAAGAAACAUUAUUUUCUUAGCAACGCAAAUACUUUCUAUGCAAAGUUAUUUCACCAAUCAAGUAUCACAUUCCUGCAGGUGUAGCAUCUGCUAUAAAAUAUAUAAAAAAUAUACAUUACUAUCUAAUACAUCUGUAAAGAAAUGAUAGAAACUGGUGUAAAAAGUAAACCUUUCGAUGGCAUUGUAAAUUCUUAUCCUAAGACAUAAAUGAUGACUAAAAAAGACAAUUCUUGCGCUGCUUAAAAUAUCUGUUAGAAUGGGCACAAACAUUUAUAUUCAUUAGAAAAAAGUAUUCUUUUGAUAAUGAAAAUGAAUGAAAUCUUCUGUCUAAAGAAAAGCUCUUAGAAAAUCUCAUAACAGUUAUCUUUUUUUCUUUUCUUGCUCUGCAGAAUUAGUAGAGCAUUGCCGGACUUGAAAACCUUCAGAAUGGAUGUUAAAAUGGUGCCAGUUACAAGCCCCACUAGAGGUGUUCGCCUGUACUCUUCAGUUUAAACACUGUGAAUAUUGAAAGUUAUCUAAUACAAAAACUCAACUUGGUCAAAUACCAACAUAUAAUGCAACGUCUUUAAAAUACAAUUUUAUGAGUUGUCUUUUUAGAUAUUUUCACAAAUGAAUCAAUAGGAGUUAUUGUCCUUUGAACAAAGUGAGCCAGAUUUUGGCAUGGUAGCUGUAUGGUAGGAUCCUAAAAUAGGAACAGAAUAAGUUAGCUGUGUAUUUGUGCUGAACUAGGGUUAUUACUUGUAUAAUGUCUUUUUGGUUUUCGCAAAUCAGAGUUAUUACCUUGCUUAUUAGAUACAAAAAAUUUAGAAUGUUUAUUGAUACCACUUAGCCAUACUGCCUCAUUCUUUUUUAAGGUUUACUAUAUCCUUUGACCAUGUAUUUGUAGCAUCCUAAACCUUACUUUUCCUAACAGCACACCUUUAAAACUUAGAGGUGAAUAAAACAAAUGGGUGUGGGUUGAAUUUAUUGUAUGUUUGAAUGCUUAUAUUCCUUCUACCAAAUGCUGGUCCAGCUGACAACAUUUGAUACAUACAAGUCUCAGUAUUUCACAAAUAUGUAAAUUUGUUGUUAAUCACAAAAAAAGGCUGAUCAAUUUGUUGUCUGUCAGCGAUAUACCCUUCUCAGCCUUCCUCAGAAUCUGUAACAAACAGUACAUUAAAACUUGAGCAUUACAUAUUUCCUUUUAAGAAAAUGUGCUGUACAAAAUUCCUGAAAAGUUGGCUGGCUGCAUGUGAUUUAAUUUCUCUAAUGUCAUUUUAACAUGACAUUAGUAAUUGCAACAUGCUUGAUGAAUGGGCUUGUGAAAGUGAAUACAAUGCUGUGCAAGAUGUUUUUUUUUUUGUCAUUUUUAUUUACCAUGUUAAAUACAAACAAUAAGAGACCUCACUAAAAUGUUUAGAAGAUCCUGUAAUCUUGUAUUUUUUAUACUUUCAACAUAUGUGUGUGUAUUUAUAAACCAUGUCCAAUAAAUGGAACGGGAACUGCCUUC
Girardinichthys multiradiatus is the source of this 6632-nucleotide messenger RNA. RefSeq names its product apical junction component 1 homolog (gene ajm1). Gene Ontology annotation, biological process: cell-cell junction organization. The record is from RefSeq and is a predicted model, not a curated record. Lineage: Eukaryota; Metazoa; Chordata; Actinopteri; Cyprinodontiformes; Goodeidae. Gene Ontology annotation, cellular component: plasma membrane; apical junction complex. The transcript has 3 exons. The coding region runs from base 1433 to 4702 and encodes 1089 amino acids.